UCUCGCGAGAGUUUUCAAGCACUCGUUGCCCCGGUAACGAAGCUAAACGCCUGCCGCCCUGUGUUUUUAGCUAGCUAGUAAAUUUAGUCAGAUAAGUCUUACACACUAAGUUUAGUUUAGAUACGGUAGUUCUAAGCAUUUAAUUUUAUGAUGGGUUUUGAUUAUUAUGAGACGCUGGAAAUAAACAGAAAUGCAAACGACGCAGAUAUCAAAAAGGCAUAUCGACGUCUUGCACUGAAGUUUCACCCGAGCAGAACCAGAGAAGCUGGAAGUACAGAGAAGUUCAGUCAGCUAGGUGAAGCCUACGAUGUUUUGAGCGACCCUCGAAAAAAGGCAACCUAUGACAAGUUUGGUGAGGAGGGUUUAAAAGGUGGCAUCCCAGCUGAGUUUGGCAGCGGUGGGGCUUGGUCAUCUAGAUAUGCCUACCACGGGAAUCCAGACAAAACAUUCAGACAGUUUUUCGGAGGCGACAACCCAUUUGCGGACUUCUAUACAAAUGAUGAACCACUACAGUUUGGUGGCCUGCAACCAGGAGUAGUGAAGACACAAGAUCCCUCAAUAGAGAGAGACCUUCAUUUGGCCCUAGACGAUCUCUUUAAUGGAUGCACAAAAAAGAUGAAGAUAUCCCGCAGGGUUAUGAAUGAGGAUGGAUUUACAUCUAGUAUCAAAGACAAAAUACUAACUAUAGAUGUAAAGCCUGGGUGGAAAGAAGGCACAAGAAUCAUUUUUUCCAAAGAAGGAGAUCAGGUACAAAAAAAACAACUCCACAACACAAUUUUCUGUUGUGAUUUAAGACAGCUAUCAGAAAGGUCACUAAUGACUCAUCUAAUCUGCUGUCUGUGGAGCAACAUUGUGUUUUCACUGGACAUUAUGCAUUGCCACCAAAUAGUGCGACAAAAGAAUCAUCCUCUGUUUGUAAGACAGCAUAAUGACCUGUUCUACAAGGCCCAGAUCUCUCUGGAGAUGGCCUUGACUGGUUUCUCUGUGGAUGUGGAGACACUAGACGGAAGGCUACUCUGUAUUCCCAUCAAUGACAUUGUGCACCCUACAUACAAAAAAACAGUGACAGGAGAGGGAAUGCCGCUGUCCCAGGAUCCAUCCCAGAGAGGAAACCUCAUUAUCACCUUUGACAUCCAGUUUCCAGAGAAGCUCUCUGCUGAGAGGAAGCACCUGAUCAAACAAGCUCUAGCUUUGAAGUGUUGAUCACAUUUUAAAUACAUUGCUGUUCUACUACUACUGAUUUUUUGUAAUUACAUUUUGUAAUUUUUACAAUCUUUUGAGAUGAAAGAUACACUAGGAGGCAAUAAAAAUCAAAAAAAAUA
Messenger RNA from Monopterus albus (swamp eel), 1322 nucleotides. RefSeq names its product DnaJ heat shock protein family (Hsp40) member B13 (gene dnajb13). Gene Ontology annotation, cellular component: cytosol. The transcript has 8 exons. Bases 148 to 1203 code for a protein of 351 amino acids. The record is from RefSeq and is a predicted model, not a curated record. Gene Ontology annotation, molecular function: protein-folding chaperone binding. NCBI's taxonomy places the organism in Eukaryota, Metazoa, Chordata, Actinopteri, Synbranchiformes, Synbranchidae.